AUGGUCUUCGCCUUCACCCUCCCGACCACCUCGCCUCUCUCCUUCCAAUCUUUCAUCACGUCAUCUACACAUCCAUCCCUCCCCCAAUCCGCCUCCACCGCCCGCCAUGCCCUCCGCCUCGCCCUCAAGGCCCACAAGCGCCUACCCCGCGGCGCGCGCCAGGACGCCCACCUACCCACCGUGCUCUCCACACUGACCGAAUACGUACCGUAUAUCUUUGCAAUCUCCCACGGUCUAAGUGGUAAACCUGUCCAAUAUGAUUCAACCACCAACGCAGGUCCGCGCUCCGGCGAAGAAAUCGAGAUCACGCUGCACGCGGAGAUCGAGUCUGCCUGGCGUCCGACGUUGUCUUCUGCCGGCAGUCUACUGAAUAACACCUCUGGUUCCAAGACAGGGGCAGCGCGCACGCGGAAUGGCCGAGUCCUAGGGCGCGGCAUUGACUUUGAGAUCGCGUUCACGCUCACCACGAUGGGGUAUGUGUUGAGUCGACUGGCGAGAAUCGGUGUCGUGGACGCGAUGUAUGCGUCCGCGACGCCGACAGCUGAGCAGCUCACCGCUGCUGUGCAGAGUGCCACGCGGAAUUUGCUACAAGCCAGCGCGGUGCAUGGGCUUCUUGCGUCGUCGCCUGCUUUCACUGUCGCGACGGGACUAUCUGUGCCAGAUCUUGACCCCUCAACACAAUCUGCUUUAUCGUCGCUCGCCCUGGCCGAGGCUACGCUGUUGGCCGUUCUCAAGGACGAUGCCUAUGUCGUAGCGUGCAUCCAGGCCCGCAACCCGAAUGACCGCGAGUGGAUGGUGCGCGCGCCGGAGAUACCCAAGGUGCGCGCUUUGCUCUUUGCGCGGUUAUGUGUGCGUGCGGCCGAGUAUGCGGAGCAGGCUGCUGCAGGACUUGGAGCUGUUGGGUCUGCGUCUGGUCGUGGUGGCCGAGUCGAUGAUGAUUUGGUUGGAUAUACGGGGGUUCUAGGCCGAGUGUCCCGAGCUCGUGCGUGCCGCUUUUUCGGAGUUGACGCCGAGUUGGCCGGCAAGAUCGGUGAAGGGAUCGCAUGGUUGCGCGCAGCGCGUACUCCGCUCGGACUGCGUGCUGGUUCAGGUUCGUCCGCUGCUGGGACAGAGGAGUCUGCACCAGCGAAGGGAGGGCUCUCGCGUUUGAAGCGUGAGUGGGCUGAGAGGAGAGAGGAGCGCCGCAUCAGCAAAGACGCAGGUGGAGGGCGUGAGCGGAGCGACAAGGGCGGCGCCCUAGAUCCCGGGGACGAUGCUGGCCGCGAUGAGGAGGGCCGAGUGAUUGCCAUGCUGGAAAGCAAAUGGGUACACAUGAACGAUACGAUAAACACCCAGCUCAUCCCAGCUUCUGCGCCACUACUUUCGAACCUCCCUUCUGGACGAGAUAUACACCCCGCGCCAGCUCCGUAUAAGCCACCCGCACUGGACGGAGACCAACUGGUUCGCAUGCGCGCCCCGCCAGAUGAGAAUGAGGACCUGCAUUUUGGAAGUGACCCAAACGACAGCGACGAGGAUGUUUCUGUUCUCCCGCAGAGUCACGGCCCGCCUGGCGGAUUCCCGGAUCGGAGUGAGACGGCCAGUACUGCCUAUUAUUGA
This is a messenger RNA of Penicillium lagena, 1596 nucleotides long. Its product is annotated as pH-signaling protein PalC. Gene Ontology annotation, biological process: cellular response to pH. The record is from RefSeq and is a predicted model, not a curated record. The transcript has 2 exons. The coding region runs from base 1 to 1596 and encodes 531 amino acids. Gene Ontology annotation, cellular component: plasma membrane. NCBI's taxonomy places the organism in Eukaryota, Fungi, Ascomycota, Eurotiomycetes, Eurotiales, Aspergillaceae.